AUGAACAAGGCGAAUGCUUUAGAGUGUGCACUUCAUCUGGAAGCCGUAAUUGGAAUUGAGGAAAAAGAAAAAACGCCCCGAAUAACAGCCAUACGGAGGGAUCAGACAGAAAUGCUAACGGACUCGAUGAACAGACUAGUUCAAAAGAUGUCGGUUGGUAAUAAAAACAAACCCAUGGUCGACGAGACAACAAACCCUGGGGAGGAAUGCGACGCAAUGGAAACCGAUAUAGGGAGCGAGUUUCAAGAGAUGGAGCAAGAACUCCAACCUCAGGACCAAAAACGCGAGAAAGAAAUGGCAAUCCGAGAAGGGAAAACCACAAUGACAUAUGUUGACUAUGGGGGCAAAGGGGUCAUUGGGCAAAGAACUGUAGAAUCCACAACAGCCAAGUUAGACUCAAUCCUACGGCUUCGCAAGACAAUUGGAGACAAGGAAAUGAACAAGGCGAAUGCUUUAGAGUGCGCACUUCAUCUGGAAGCCGUAAUUGGAAUUGAGGAAAAAGAACAAACGCCCCGAAUAACAGCCAUACGGAGGGAUCAGACAGAAAUGCUAACGGACUCGAUGAACAGACCAGUUCAGAAGAUGUCGGUUGGUAAUAAAAAUAAACCCAUGGUCGACGAGACAACAACCCCUGGGGAGGAAUGCGACGCAAUGGAAACCGAUAUAGGGAGCAAGUUUCAAGAGAUGGAGCAAGAACUCCAACCUCAGGACCAAAAACGCGAGAAAAAAAUGGCAAUCCGAGAAGGGAAAACCACAAUGACAUAUGUUGACUAUGUGGGCAAAGGGGUCAUUGGGCAAAGAACUGUAGAAUCCACAACAGCCAAGUUAGACUCAAUCCUACGGUUUCGCAAGACAAUUGGAGACAAGGAAAUGAACAAGGCGAAUGCUUUAGAGUGCGCACUUCAUCUGGGAGCCGUAAUUGGAAUUGAGGAAAAAGAACAAACGCCCCGAAUAACAGCCAUACGGAGGGAUCAGACAGAAAUGCUAACGGACUCGAUGAACAGACCAGUUCAGAAGAUGUCGGUUGGUAAUAAAAAUAAACCCAUGGUCGACGAGACAACAACCCCUGGGGAGGAAUGCGACGCAAUGGAAACCGAUAUACGGAGCAAGUUUCAAGAGAUGGAGCAAGAACUCCAACCUCAGGACCAAAAACGCGAGAAAGAAAUGGCAAUCCGAGAAGGGAAAACCACAAUGACAUAUGUUGACUAUGUGGGCAAAAGGUGCUUCCCGAAGGAAUCCACAACAGCCAAGUUAGACUCAAUCCUACGGCUUCGCAAGACAAUUGGAGACAAGGAAAUGUACAAGGCGAAUGCUUUAGAGUGCGCACUUCAUCUGGAAGCCGUAAUUGGAAUUGAGGAAAAAGAACAAACGCCCCGAAUAACAGCCAUACGGAGGGAUCAGACAGAAAUGCUAACGGACUCGAUGAACAGACUAGUUCAAAAGAUGUCGGUUGGUAAUAAAAACAAACCCAUGGUCGACGAGACAACAACCCCUGGGGAGGAAUGCGACGCAAUGGAAACCGAUAUAGGGAGCAAGUUUCAAGAGAUGGAGCAAGAACUCCAACCUCAGGACCAAAAACGCGAGAAAGAAAUGGCAAUCCGAGAAGGGAAAACCACAAUGACAUAUGUUGACUAUGUGGGCAAAGGGGUCAUUGGGCAAAGAACUGUAUACGAAACAUCGGACAGCACUACCUAUCUCAGCGGAAACAACGACUGGUGUCCGAACGUUUGCAAUAGCAGAGAAGAAUGCAAGAUUCCCAAGCAGACAAGAAAACUAGUAGAAAUCUUCAUCAAGGAUGAAAAGGGUACAGCCCUCAGCAACCCAGAAGGUUUAAAUGAAGGCAUACAGGAACUCAAAGAAAAAACCGGACUACUGGUAGCUGAUUCACUUACAAGUGUAAGCCAAGGGAAAAGUUGCUUGAAUGUACUGAACAUGCGAUAUGAAGCUAUUAACAUAUACCAUGACAGCAACACUGCUCCUUAUACCAAUUUGACACAUCAGAUUCAAUGCUUCCCAAAGGAAUCCACAACAGCCAAGUUAGACUCAAUCCUACGGCUUCGCAAGACAAUUGGAGACAAGGAAAUGAACAAGGCGAAUGCUUUAGAGUGCGCACUUCAUCUGGAAGCCGUAAUUGGAAUUGAGGAAAAAGAACAAACGCCCCGAAUAACAGCCAUACGGAGGGAUCAGACAGAAAUGCUAACGGACUCGAUGAACAGACCAGUUCAGAAGAUGUCGGUUGGUAAUAAAAAUAAACCCAUGGUCGACGAGACAACAACCCCUGGGGAGAAAUGCGACGCAAUGGAAACCGAUAUAGGGAGCAAGUUUCAAGAGAUGGAGCAAGAACUCCAACCUCAGGACCAAAAACGCGAGAAAGAAAUGGCAAUCCGAGAAGGGAAAACCACAAUGACAUAUGUUGACUAUGUGGGCAAAGGGGUCAUUGGGCAAAGAACUGUAGUAAUUGUUUUACUGGUGGAAAACCUAUCCACGUUAAGCGAAAAUGCCCUAAGAAUAAAAGGACGGAACGAACCAACGUGA
Molecule: messenger RNA, 2535 nt
Organism: Symsagittifera roscoffensis
Lineage: Eukaryota; Metazoa; Xenacoelomorpha; Acoela; Convolutidae
Exons: 6
Coding region: 1-2535 (844 amino acids)
Source: RefSeq, a predicted model, not a curated record